AUGCAUAAGAGGGUGAGUUUGUUUGGUAGGAAUGUUGAUUUUGUAGUUGGAAAUGUGACUAGGGUUGCUUUGAAAAAUGGAGGAUUUGGGGUAAUGGAGGUGGAUGGGUAUGCAUUGGCACAAUUUUGGAAGAGUGUUCCAAUUGAAGGGUGUAGCAAGUGCCUACAAAAGGUGACAAAGGCAGUGAGAGGCUGCGUGCCAAAGGAGGAAAUGAGAGGGAUGAAUAUUAGGUCAUCUCCCCUUUGCACGCCGCCCAUUGUCCACCGAGAUUUGAAAACUUCCAACAUCUUGUUGACUGAAAAUAUGCAAGCUAAGAUAGCUGAUUUUGGCCUGUCUAAAGCUUUUGUGACAGAAAAUGCUUCUCACAUAUCAACUCGUCCUGUAGGCACACGCGGACACCUUGACCCUGAAUUUCACAAGUUAGGAAACCUAAAUAGAAAAAGUGACAUUUAUAGUAUUGGGAUAAUUCUGUUUGAGCUUAUCAUUGCCCAGCUAACAGUAUUAAGAGGUUCAAAAUACAACAUUCACGUACUUCAAUGGGUGACUCCUGCAAUUGAAAAAGGCAACGUUCGGAGCAUCAUUGAUCCUAAGUUGAAAGGCGAAUUCAACACCAAUGCUGUCUGGAAAGUUGAGGAGAUAGCGAUGGCAUGUACACAGCCAACUUCAAACAAAAGGCCAGAUAUCAGUCACGUACUAGCAGAACUUAAGGAUUGUUUGGCUCCAAAUCAGAUGGCCCCAAAAAAACCUCAAACGAUGCAGACCACCAAUCUAAUAAUAACAUCCUAACACUCACCUUCAAAAGCCCAUUCGGGUGGUGUUGACUCAUAUGCAGCUCCCAGCCCCAGGUAAUCUCCAAACAAUUCCUUGUUGUAAUGAUUGUAGACCUGAUAAGCUAAGUUAUUUAUCCAAAUUUCAGCUAAGAUAAUACCAUGUUCAUUAAUAGACUUUAAAUUGAUAUGUAUGUGCGUAUGUACUUUUGAAAUCUU
Durio zibethinus is the source of this 986-nucleotide messenger RNA. The record is from RefSeq and is a predicted model, not a curated record. NCBI's taxonomy places the organism in Eukaryota, Viridiplantae, Streptophyta, Magnoliopsida, Malvales, Malvaceae.